Drosophila subobscura is the source of this 1633-nucleotide messenger RNA. It is a transcript of the gene D2hgdh, whose product is annotated as D-2-hydroxyglutarate dehydrogenase, mitochondrial. The record is from RefSeq and is a predicted model, not a curated record. Lineage: Eukaryota; Metazoa; Arthropoda; Insecta; Diptera; Drosophilidae. Bases 1 to 1578 code for a protein of 525 amino acids. Gene Ontology annotation, cellular component: mitochondrion. The transcript is spliced from 4 exons. Gene Ontology annotation, molecular function: FAD binding; catalytic activity.
AUGCGCUUCCAGCGGCUCUUGCAAAUGCGCAGAUUGGCGACCAGCGCCAGCGCCAGCGCCACCCUGAUGCGUGCGCCCAAACAGACGACACACCACAGCACGAUGGGCACGUCCCUGAGUGUGAGGACAAUGGCGGGCAGCGGGGCAGCGAUACCGGAACUCACGAAGAUCACGGACAAUGUGCAACGUGGCAACUAUGCGACACUGAACGACGCUGAUGUGGCCCACUUUGAGAAGCUGCUGGGCACGAAUCAUGUCCUCACCGAAGACCUAGAGGGAUAUAACAUUUGCUUCCUCAAGCGGAUACGUGGCAACAGCAAACUGGUACUGAAGCCCGGCAACACGGAGGAAGUGGCCGCCAUUAUGCGCUACUGCAACGAGCGGAAGCUGGCCGUGGUGCCACAGGGUGGCAACACGGGUCUGGUGGGCGGAUCGGUGCCCAUUUGCGAUGAGAUUGUGCUGUCGCUGCAGCGGCUGAACAAGGUGCUGUCGGUGGACGAGGUAACGGGCAUUGCGAUCGUUGAGUCGGGCUGCAUUCUGGAGAACUUUGACCAGCGGGCGAGGGACGCGGGUCUGACGGUGCCGCUGGAUCUGGGUGCCAAGGCCAGCUGCCACAUCGGUGGCAAUGUGUCGACGAAUGCGGGCGGAGUGCGCGUGGUGCGUUACGGCAAUCUGCACGGCUCUGUGCUGGGCGUGGAGGCGGUGCUGGCCAACGGCCAGGUGCUCGAUCUGAUGUCCAACUUCAAGAAGGACAACACCGGCUACCACAUGAAGCAUCUGUUCAUUGGCUCCGAGGGCACACUGGGAGUGAUCACGAAGCUCUCGAUGCUGUGUCCGCACUCCUCGAAGGCUGUCAACGUGGCCUUCAUCGGCCUCAACUCGUUCGACGACGUCCUCAAGACAUUCGUCAGCGCCAAGCGCAAUCUUGGCGAGAUUCUCAGCUCUUGCGAGCUGAUAGACGAGCGGGCCCUGAACACAGCUCUACAGCAGUUCAAGUUUCUCAACGCCCCCAUCUCGGGCUUUCCCUUCUACAUGCUGAUCGAGACCUCGGGCAGCAACGGCGACCAUGAUGAGGAGAAGAUCAAUCAGUUUAUUGGCGACGGGAUGGAGAGGGGCGAAAUCCAGGAUGGUACUGUCACCGGCGACCCAGGGAAGGUGCAGGAGAUCUGGAAGAUACGCGAAAUGGUGCCCCUGGGCCUCAUCGAGAAGAGCUUCUGCUUCAAGUACGACAUCUCGUUGCCGCUGCGCGAUUUCUAUGGCAUUGUGGACGUGAUGCGGGAACGUUGCGGCUCCCUGGCCACCGUCGUCUGCGGCUACGGCCACCUGGGUGACUCCAACCUGCAUCUGAAUGUCUCUUGCGAUGAGUUCAACGAUGAGAUCUACAAGCGUGUCGAGCCAUUCGUGUACGAGUACACCUCCAAGCUGAAGGGCAGCAUUAGUGCCGAGCAUGGCAUUGGCUUCCUCAAGAAGGACUAUCUGCAUUACUCGAAGAAUUCGGUGGCCAUCGACUGGAUGCGCGACAUGAAGAAGCUCCUUGACCCCAAUGGCAUCCUUAAUCCCUACAAGGUUCUCAACUGAACAGGCAGGAUCAUGCUCAGUGAUAGAUCAAAGAUGUAGGUAGAGAUGUAGAUCU